CAAAAAAUCGGACUGACAGUACGUUGGCGCCAUGGAGGGGCUUAGCUUUUCUUGACUAUAUGGAAAAGAAACUUUAGGGAAUUUUCACUAAAUCUAAAGGCGAUAAGACGUAGUGAAAUACUUCCACCGUGGGGCGUGAUAUAGCCCCCUCUUUUUGACCACGACGAAUUGAACUGAGGAGAAAAAGAUAACGGGACAAAAGCAACUAGCAAAACUUAUAUCAAAAUGAAGUUGAUAUUACUAACAAUUUGUGCUUUGGCAUUUAUUAGAACAUCGUUGUCCUCGGAACCAUGCAAGGACCAUUUCAAUUGUCAAAUAUAUCCAAAUUCAACUUGUAAAACAGACGAAUGGGUAGUAUUGAACUGUCCAAAGAAAUGUAACAUCUGCCCUACACCAGUGAACCCAUUAGAAGGAUAUGCAGCAGCGCCAACUUCUCAUCCGGAUGUGGCAAUCAUGGCACCGUUAAGGAAUUAUACUUAUCCUAAACCUGAUGAACCGUCAACGUCGACGAUGCAUGAUUCUCCCUUACCGGCAGCGACUGCUCCAAACCUAGCAGCACCCUACGCGGCUCCUGCUCCAGCUCCAGCCUACCCUGCUCCUGCUCCUGCUCCAGCCUAUCCUACGGCUGCCCCUACCGCAGCGUAUCCAGCUCCAGUUCCUGCAGAAGCGUACCCUACGGCGGCGCCUACGGCAGCUUAUCAAGCUCCUGCUCCGUUGCAGGCUUAUCCAACGUCAGCACCAUACGCUGCCUACCCUACACCUGCUCCUGCGUACCCGGCCCCAACACAGGGCACAGCAUAUCCGGUACUGUCACAACCACCUUUACCCGUCUACGGUAUGCCAACUGCUUUGCCUACGGCUGCUAAUCAAUACCCUGUGCUAGGACAACAACCGGUAGCUGCACCUCAAAUAAAUGAAUAUCCCAACUGGGUGGUCAAAAUACCUCCAAAAGUAACGGAAUCGCUUCAAAAUCACCCGGAGACUAUUAGAAUAUCGUUCGUCAAGCAACAUCAGCCGGUGCAGCAACCUUAUGGUGUGCAGGAAGUUAACAUGAAACCCAAGAACGACAACGGAAUUCAAACAAUGAAGAUUUCCUUUAUUGACGAGAAAUCUUCAAAGGCGGUCCCACAUGGUGUAGAUCAAGUAAGGCUACCGCAACCUCAAACAAAUAAUGAGAAGAUUAGGGUUUCAUUUAGACCUCAAGUCCAAACGCCAUCUCAGUACCAACCAAUAGAUGCCCAGUAUGGAGCACAGAACGAAACAGGGCCUUUCUCCAAUGAACCACAAAGAAAUAUAUCAGUGUCAUUUAUGGGGCAUGAAAACGAAACUUUGUCGAGUACUGUUGGGAGUCGUGCGCCUGUCAGAAAUAUUACUGUAGCUUUUACUGGACACGAGAACGAGACUGUGAGCGUUCCGCUGGUCAAUACGACUGCGGCUCUACCGGAAAGGAAUAUUUCGGUCGACUUUCAGGGAAACCAUGAAUUUUCUAUGCCUCUUAAUGGACAAGGAGCGGAAGAUAUUGUCAACCAAGUUAUGAAUGGAGCAAACCAAACAAGUAGAAACAUUUCUGUUUCUUUCCUCGAGAAGCCUUUGAGUGCUGGACAAGUCACCGUUGUAUCAAAUGCCGCUGGUUCACAACAGUGGAAUCCCCCGGUUUCUACAACCACACCAAUAAACAGCAACCCAUGGUGCCAGGAUCACCCGGGAUGCAGUCAGUAUCAAGAUAAAGAAUGUGACAAAAAAUGGAUGCAGGUCAACUGUCCUGCAACAUGUAACCUAUGCGGAAAUGACUUCACUGACCAAAUAACUCCACAACAAACAUAUAAACAACUCAGCGUCAACGUUCCACCGGAACUGACGUCAUCACUCGAGACUUCCCGUGAGCCAGUAGUGGUUAAGAUUGCUACAGAGGGAGGUGUGGCGGAAAUCAGUAAGGAAACUAAUGGACCAAUCAUGGAAAGGAUCAACGUUCACUUGCCAUCAAAUUACCUCUAUGAUCAAGCAGCACAUAGUGGGUUAACUAGUCCGCUGACCAACAGUAUUGCAGGGCAGGGAGCACAAGUGCCUGAAGCCAAGUGGUGUAGUGAUAAACCAGAUUGUUAUAAAUAUUCACGUACCCAAUGCGGAGAAGGCUGGAUGAAAGAGAACUGCCCCAAGAUGUGCAAGUAUUGCCGGCCCAUUUGUGAGGAUAAAAGCAAUGAAUGUGCGCGAUAUUCGUCUGAGUCCUGUAGUAGCGACUGGAUGAAGGAAAACUGCCAGAAAUCGUGCGCUUUGUGUGAAGGAUUAGAAAACCAGCAACAAGAUACGAACAAGAUGGCCUCUACAACAGACAAUGUAGCACUAUCAGCCCAAGUAGGGGAGGCCAACGUGACGCUGGCAGAGCCAGGAAAUAACAAUGAAUGUUUCUACGAUGGUUUAGUGCACAAACACGGAGAACGCUGGUCACCAGGACCGUGUACUCCUGAAUGCCGUUGCCAUAAUGGAAAAAUCCACUGCACAAUCAUCGAGUGUCCCAAAUUACACUGCAAAAAUACGAUAAAGAGAAGAUGGAAGUGUUGCCCUGAAUGUCCUCCUAAUGAAGGUGUGAAUUCAAAGUGCACCAAGACAUACGGAGGUAAUAGCGCCGGCUCGUGCUGCGUUUUCCCAUUCAGUUACAAGAACAAACAGUAUACAAAGUGUAUCGAAGAAAAUCACAGUAAACCGUGGUGUGCUGUGUCGUCUGACUUUGACAUUGAUGGCAUGUGGGGUAACUGUCUUGGCCAGGGAGAGGAAAUGUCAGACGAAAUGGAAGCAGAAGCAGAAGCAGAAAAGACUAUCAAAGUGAGCUUUUUAAACUCUCAGCACAACGAUGAAAUCGUGGAUACAUUCCUGCCAUCAACAGCGCUAGUAACGGGACUGUAUUCAUCCUGGUCUGAUUGGUCAGGGUGUUCAGCAUCAUGUGGAGGCGGCACUCAGGAGAGAACGAGGAAAUGCCUCAACCCAACUAACGCUCCAGGAGGAGCAGUUUGUGAUUCUCUUGGACCAGGACUAGAGACCAAAGAAUGUAACAUCAGACUAUGUCCAAUUAACGGAGGAUAUGGAAACUGGAGCGAAUGGACCAACUGUGAUGCCUCUUGUGGAGGAGGUGUACAGCAAAGAUAUCGUCUUUGCACCAAUCCUUCACCUGCUCAUGGUGGAAACGAUUGCAUUGCUAUGAACCUUGGCCCAGCUUUAAUUACACAGACGUGCAAUACUAAUCAGUGUCCAACUGAUGGGAUGUACUCGGACUGGACGGGAUGGACGAAGUGCAGCAAAUCUUGUGGGUUGGGGAAAAGGUACCGAUUCAGGUACUGCACCAAUCCUGCCCCUGGUCCUGGAGGACACAACUGCUCGUGGUACGGUAAUGAUAAGGAAGAAGAGUUAUGCAACAAUAAGGAAUGUCAAGUUGACGGAGGGUACUCCCCUUGGACAAGAUGGACCGAGUGCAGCAGAACGUGUGGUCCAGGGAUCAUCUCUCGGCACCGCACAUGCGACAACCCCUUUCCUUCAGCUGGAGGGAAAGACUGCUCAAACUUUGGUCCCUCAUUUGAUCAGAAACCAUGCAAUAUGAAAGAGUGUCCAUCGAGUGGUAACUGGACUGUCUGGUCAAAAUGGUCGGAGUGUACAAGACCAUGUGGUGGCGGGAUACAAUUUCGAAGUCGUCAGUGUAACCAUCCGGGUGGACUGCAAUAUUGUCUUGGAGAAAGAGUUGAGUCUAGUCUUUGUAACAGCCAGCAUUGUCCAGUCGAUGGAAACUACACUGAAUUUUCUGAUUGGACGCCGUGUACGACCACUUGUGGUGUGGGUAUCAAAACACGUGAACGAAGUUGUACUAACCCAACACCGCAAUUCGGAGGAAAAUCCUGUCAAGAACAGGGUAUGGGACUGGCCGUUGAACACGAACAUUGCUACAAUCGUCAAUGCCCAAUACACGGGGACUACACAAUAUGGUCAGAAUGGAAAGGUUGUUCUAAAAAGUGUGGUUAUGGAGAAAAAACUAGGACACGUUCAUGUACGAAUCCUGCUCCAUCAAAUGGAGGACUGGACUGUUCAAGACUUGGAGAAAGCAUCCAGAAGGUUCAGUGCUACAGCGCUGAAUGCCCACUUCAUGGAAACUACACUGCUUGGUCAAAGUGGAGUGCAUGUUCAGCGACGUGUGGCGAGGGAACAACAAGCAGAACAAGAAUAUGUGCUAAUCCAGAACCUGCUCACGGCGGUGACGACUGCUCUGCUUUGGGCCCCAACAUUGAAGCCAAAACAUGCAAAAUGCAUGAUUGUGCUGUUAACGGACAGUACAGUCCUUGGUCUAGUUGGACCAUCUGCAGUAAAUCAUGUGGCAGCGGUAUCACGAGAAGAACACGAACUUGUACUGAUCCGGCACCACUCCACGGUGGGAAAAACUGUACCGAGCAAGACCUGGGAGCUGCAGAAGAAGUUUCUCGUUGCUUUGAUCGUCCUUGUCCACUUAAUGGUGGAUUCAACCAUUGGUCGGCUUGGACCACAUGUUCUGCGUCUUGUGGAGGUGGUGUCAUGUUCAGACAAAGGAACUGUACUAGCCCACAGUCAAUGCACGGAGGAAAAGACUGCUCUGAUCUGGGACCUACUACUGAGAGUGCGAGCUGUCAAGAUGAGCCAUGUCCUGUAAAUGGUAAUUAUGGAUUCUGGAGUGCUUGGAGCGACUGCGACAAGACGUGUGGUGGCGGCAAACGAAUUCGUUCACGAUCCUGCACAAACCCUCCUCCACAGUUUGGUGGAUCAGACUGCAACACGCUAGGUCCACUGCAUCAAACUGAAAUAUGUAACUUGAAUAAAUGUCCAGUACAUGGUAACUAUAGCAACUGGUCGCUAUGGUCACCCUGUUCAGUCACCUGUGGUGUGGGAACAGUUGAAAGGCAGAGAUAUUGUACUAAUCCGACUCCAUCUCCUGAUGGUCGUAACUGUGACGAACAAGGUCCUUCGACUGAAAAGAAAAGCUGCGAACUUGUCGAAUGCACAGCUACUUGUCGAUGUGGUCCUUGGGCUGACUGGUCCGACUGCACAACAACGUGCGGUGGAGGAAUUCAGCAAAGAAGAAGAGACUGCUUGCACCCUAAGAACUCCAAGUUAUCCUGCGAAGCUGACAGCAAGGAAACUAGGCUGUGCAUGCCUGAGCCAUGCCCAAUUAAUGGUAAAUUCACGCCUUGGUCACCAUGGACACCAUGUACCGCCACAUGUGGUAUUGGUAUGAAGAACAGAACUAGGUUUUGUAAUGCCCCAAUGCCACAGUUUGGGGGUAAAUCAUGUGCUGAGCAAGAAAUGGGUUCUGCAGUCGAGAUUUCGAAAUGCUACCUUAUGCCUUGUCCAGUUAAUGGCGACUACACGGAGUGGUCAGAUUGGACCACGUGUUCCAAGUCUUGUGGUAAAGGUUACAAAGAGAGAAACAGAUACUGUACUAACCCCGAACCUGCYUAUGGUGGAGUAGACUGCGCCCGUCUAGGAGCAGCGAAAGAGUCCGUGGAAUGCUUUAGGGCUGAUUGUCCAGUUGAUGGAAAGUACACUGGUUGGACACCAUGGUCAUCUUGUUCACAAACAUGCGGUUAUGGCAUUCAAACAAGAUGGCGCUCUUGUACCGAUCCAGAACCAAUGCAUGGCGGACGAGACUGUACGGACCAAGGAGACCCUGAACACAUCAGACCCUGCCAAAACAUACCAUGUGCAAUCCACGGUAAUUAUUCAUCAUGGUCGGCUUGGGGCACAUGCUCAAAGCCUUGUGGAUUAGGAGUUAAGAAGAGGACAAGACUCUGUAACCGCCCUGAACCUGAAUUUGGAGGUCUGACUUGUCUGGAUCAAAACCUUGGGCCUAACACUGAGGAACAGAAGUGUUUCAUCGAAGACUGCUCGGUUGAUGGAGCCUGGAGCGCAUGGUCAGACUGGAGUACAUGUUCUACUGCUUGCGGGCCUGGAACCAGGGCAAGAAAGAGAACCUGUAGCAAUCCUGAGCCAAAGAGUGGUGGCAAGAAAUGUGAAGGUGCCAGCAAACAAGUUGGUGACUGUACAGCUCAGCCUUGUCCAGUGAACGGUAAUUAUACAGAAUGGUCCAAGUGGUCAGUAUGUGACAAGAGGUGUGGCACUGGACUCCAAACAAGAUGGCGCGCAUGCGCAAAUCCCGUACCACAACACGGUGGAUUGACUUGUACUUACAUGGGUCCUGAUACAGAAACGAAGUUGUGUCUCAAUAAGCCUUGUCGAACUGAUGGUCGUUGGAGCGAAUGGUCAGUUUGGAGUACAUGCUCCCAGUCAUGCGGCGACGGAAUACGAACAAGAGAACGAAGAUGUGACAAUCCUAAACCCAUGGAAGGGGGAAGGCAAUGCGAUGGAGAUGACAAACAGUAUACAUACUGUAAAGCAAGAGACUGCUGCGACGUCAGAUUCAAGCCAAUUGGUUGCUAUAGAGACAACCUUGCAAAUGACCGUCCAAUGCCCGAGCUUCUAAUGAGUGACGUCGACUCAACCUCUUUAAAAUACAAUGAUAAUCCUAUGGACUACAAACGAUGGAAUGACUACUUGCCAAACCUUGUCUGCAGAUGUGCUCGCGCUGCCAACAGGAAAGGGUACUCUCACUUCGGUCUACAAGAUCUUGGCUCCUGUUACUCUGGAUCUCGUUCGGGAAUGACAUUCGGUAAGGAUGGCAUUCAAGGUGCAUUUAUUCAGAGUCCAGCGCCAAAGCCAUGGUUAGGCUGUGUUACGACCAACUACGAGCAGUGUGGAGAUACAUCAAAGUACUGUUCAGGACAACAAAACUCAAACUUUGUCUACACCUUCUACAAUAUUACUCCAGUUGACGGAGGAUACAGUGACUGGUCACCUUGGUCAAGUUGUUCUACAAGAUGUGGAACAGGUUUUAAGUCACGUGUGAGGAACUGCACCAAUCCUAAACCUCAAUAUGGAGGCAGGGAUUGCAACGUGCUUGGUGACGAAGUUGAUACGGCUUUGUGUGAUACCAGCGUUAAUUGCCCAGUUGAUGGAGGUUUCAGUGAUUGGGGAGCCUGGUCAAACUGUUCCUCGUCGUGCGGCAAGGGUACCAGGGUUCGAGAGAGAUCCUGCUCUGCACCUUCACCGAGUAGAGACGGUCAACCGUGCAUUGGUCCUACUAGACAAAAACUAUCAUGUAACCUUGGAGACUGUCCAGUCAAUGGUUCGUGGUCAGCUUGGGGUGCGUGGCAAGCAUGCUCAGCAACCUGUGGCGAUGGAAUACAGAUCAGAUCUCGUAUUUGUAAUCAUCCCAAACCAAGCAAUGGGGGAUUCUCCUGUGAAGGCGACAGCGUAGAACAGAAAUCAUGCAAAGUCAGACGAUGUCCUGUGAAUGGAAACUACACUGAUUGGUCAGAAUGGAGUGACUGCAGUCGCACAUGCGGUGGAGGAAUCCACAUCAGAACAAGACAGUGCAUUAAUCCAUCCCCCAAAUACGGAGGCAGCGACUGCGUCUACUAUGGUGAUGCCCGCGAAGUCGUUCACUGCAAUCCUCAACCUUGUCCAAUUCAUGGUAACUGGGGAGCAUGGCAGAUGUGGAGCUUCUGCUCAGCCACAUGUGGAGCUGGAAAACGAGAGCGCAUGCGCUUAUGCAACAACCCGGCACCCAAAUAUGGAGGUAAAGGGUGUCCAGGUACUGCCAGGGAGCUCAUGCCUUGUAGUCUCUCCGACUGUCCAGUUGAUGGUAACUGGGGUGCCUGGAAAAACUGGACUCAAUGCUCAACCACUUGUGGAGCGUCCAAGAAGUCGAGAACACGAGAAUGUGACAAUCCUCCUGCAGCACAUGGCGGACGAUCGUGCGAAGGACCCGAGAAAGAAGAAGCAUACUGCGAUAAUGUCCCAUGCAUGGUCAAUGGAGGAUACACAGAGUGGGGUGAAUGGACUCAAUGUGACGUCACCUGCGGUGGCGGUCGUCGUUUGAGAUCACGUGCCUGUACGAAUCCUUUGCCUCAGUUUGGUGGAAGAAACUGCGACAGUGAAGGGCCUGAUGUUCAAGAGGACUCGUGUAAUACAAGGCCUUGUGCUCAAAAUGGCGAAUGGUCAGGCUGGUCUGUCUGGUCACCGUGCUCUCGUUCAUGCGGUAGCGGAGUCGUUAAGAGAAUCAGGACUUGUACAGCACCUCGGCCUUCAUAUGGAGGAGAACCGUGUGUAGGAGAGGGAGAAGAGAUCAAAGCUUGCAAGAUUAGGGACUGCUGCGAGGUUUCGUAUCGGGAUCUUGGAUGUUUCCGAGAUGAUCACAACAUCUACCGCCCAUUACCAAACCUGCUGUUCAGUGAUGUUAAAGACAAUAGAGUGGACCUUGAAAACUGGGACACAUAUCUUUCUGAUGUCAUUUGCAGGUGCGCCCGCAUGACACGUAACAGCGGAAUGACAACCUUUGGUAUCCAAAACUACGGAGAUUGUUAUUCCGGAGAAAGAGCGGCGGAGACUUACUAUCAGGAAGGGGAACAGCUGGUUUUUAGCGAUCAAAACCAACCCAAGCCAUGGCUGGGAUGCAUAGACAGUGAGAAGAAACCAUGCCAUAUCAAUAACUUGGAAUGCAGUGGACAGGAAAGAACAAAUUAUGUCUUCACUAUUGAUAGAGUUCAACCUAUGCAAGGCAACUACACUGAAUGGAGUGCAUGGAGUAAAUGCUCAAAGCCGUGUGGAGAAGGAGAACGCUUCCGCACAAGAAACUGCACCAACCCUCCUCCCGCUUGGGGAGGACUUGACUGUCGUUUUGAGGGUAAUGACCGCGAGCAAGAGAACUGCAAGAUUAGAGACUGCCCUGUGGAUGCUAGUUGGAGCAACUGGGGCAAAUGGAGUACAUGUACAGUAUCGUGCGGGCGUGGCGUCGUAAGAAGACACCGCACGUGUAACAACCCAUCACCUCAAAACGGCGGCAAACCUUGCCCUGGCUAUGCACAUGAGACAGCUGAAUGCAGGAUGUCACCGUGCCCAGUGGACGGCAAGUUUUCUGACUGGAGCGCAUGGAGUGCGUGUUCUGUCACCUGCGGUAAUGGAAGACAGAUUCGAUCAAGAAGAUGCGAUUCACCAAAGCCUGCCUAUGGAGGUAAUUUCUGCCAAGGAGCCGACAAGGAAUUCCAGAACUGUGAAGAAGACAAUUGCCCAGGUUACUUUAGCGACUGGUCCCCCUGGACCACCUGUAGUGCAACUUGUGGCGCAGGAGGAACACGUGAACGUUCACGAACAUGUCAGGGUGGGUCAAGCUGUGCUGGAUCUGCAAGACAAGUGGAGAGGUGUGAUGUACAACACUGUCCUCACUGCCCGAAUACUAUUGACCUGGCUUUCUUAUUGGAUGCGUCUGGAACAAUAGACGACUCGCAAUGGAAGCUAACCAAAGAUUUCGUUAGAGGCGUCUCGUCUGCUUUCCACGUCGCAGAUAAUGGAACUCGCACAGCUAUUAUCACUUUCUCGACGCUUCCACAUUUGGAAAAAACCUUCCAAGAAAUGAACGAGAAAGACAUCAUGGACGCUUAUCUUGACAGCGUCACUCAACCACGCGGCGAGACCCGAACUGACCGCGCCCUGAAACUCGCUCGUGAACACAUCUUAUCGGACGACAGUGGAUCAAGACUAACAGUUCCUAAAGCAGUGGUUAUGAUAACCGAUGGUGGCACAAGAGCGAAGAGUAAAAUGGCAAUACAGCGACGAGCGCAUGAGCUUAAAGAUCUAGACGGUGCGACUGUCGUGGUCUUGGGCGUCGGAGAAAAAGUUGAUCGUCAGGAGAUUAGGCAAAUCGUAUCUGAUCCUGAACAUGCGUAUCUUGUCAGUGGAUAUGAAGACUUGAUGCAGUAUGUUAAGUUAACUGCCGAUGCUGUGUGUAACGCAAAACCACCUCCGCCACCACCACGAUGGGGAAGAUGGUCAGACUGGAGUCCAUGCAUGAAGACAUGUGGUAAUGGAUUAUCAGUAAGGACGCGCAAAUGUCUCACUGGAGCCAACUGCCGUGGACCUUACACUGAAAAACGACGAUGCAAGGUCCAAGACUGUCCAGUAUGUGAGUCACCAACAGACUUAGCAUUCGCAGUCCCCAUAUCAAGCAAAAUCAAGGAUACAGAAUGGCGUGACGUCCAGAACUUCGUCAAGGGAACAGCCAGUGCUUUCAACAUCUCGUAUGCUGGAACACAUCUUGGUCUCUUGUCAUAUUCAUCCAUGGCAACCCUGGAGUUGAAGUUCAAUCGCUAUUACUAUCAGAAGGAUCUUUUUACUAUGGUUGAAAAUGUCUUCCCUGAAGCCAGUAGUGAGGAGACUACGAGACUUGAUGAUGCACUGCAAGUGGCUAAUUAUGAGCUUUUCACACAAGCAUCUGGAUCAAGACCAACGGCUGCAAAAUCCUUGGUAGUGUUGUCUUAUGGCGAACUUGGAAAUCAGAAACUGAAAAACAUAGCGCAGCUUCUUCGAAAUAACAAAGUACGAAGUGUGGUCAUCACUAUCGGACAAGACGAGGCCGACCGACGACAAGCCGACAGUAUCACGAACAGCAAUCAAACUUACCAUAUUGGUUCGUUUAAAGAUCUUGUGGCAAUCAUUGCAAAGACAGUCGUGGUUGCUUGUCAUGAACCAGAGCCUAUAUUGUCUUCUGAAGAACAGACGCAAGUCACUCAGGCACAAAAUCAAGCAGCACAACUUUGGAAAAACAGAUACAGCUCCACUGCUAAUCCAUCAACAACAACACAGGCGCAGACGCCAUUUAGCGCUAGUAUUAAGCCUCUCACCUAUCCACCAGUAGUCGCUACUAUUCAAAAACCUCCAAGCUAUGCUACGUCACAAUGGACGUCAAACACAGGUUCUCAGAACCCCACGACCGUUCCAAAUCUUGCAACUGCUGCAAAGGGAUAUUCGACACAGACCACAGCAGCUAAGCAAGCAACAAUGAAAUCACAGGCUACCCAGCAGCAACAAACAACCUUAGCCCAGCAAACACAGGCAACCCAACCACAACAAAAACAGAAAACUCUUGCUCAGCAGACACAGGCAACCCAAAGUCAACAAACCCAGGCUCAGCAAACCCCAUUUUACUGGAGAACAACAGAGACACCAAAACCAACUCAAGCACCUUACAUAACCCAGGCUGCUACCCAGAAAUUCGCAAAUAUGCCACAGGAAACCCAACCUACUAUGCAAAAUGGACAUUAUAUGUGUCCUCACAAUAUGGACGUCGUUAUUGCUCUGGAUUCUUCCUCUGAUGUCAGUCCUUUGCAAUGGGCACAUCAGAAGAGCUUUGCUCGCAACGUCAUGGAAAGCUUUACUAUGUCUGACACAGCAACCCAUGUGGGAGUUGUUGCAUACUCCACGAUUCCUUCUAUACAAUCUAAGCUAGAUGAGAAUAACCAACAUGAUGAAGUCAUCAAGUCGAUCCAGUCACUUCCAAGAGACAAAGGCAAUCGAAAUCUUGUCAUUCUCCUGGAGAUGGCCAAGUUUGAGAUGUUCACCGCCUCUGGUGGCAUGAGACAACAUGUACCCAAGAUUCUUCUCGUCGGCGUCAUGGGAACACAGAAAGACCAUAAUACUAACUCCGCCAAGAGCCUGCAAGCAUUCUCUAAGCAGCUUCAGUACAGCGGUGUUCAAGUUAUUGCUGUAGGAGUAGGUGACGUGCCAGAAGAUGAUCUUAAAAACAUGGCGACGAGACCAAAUUACGCUUUGAGGGUAAAUUCUUUGCAGGCAGCAGAAGCCGCAAAGGUCGCUAAAGUGAUGUGCCAUAUUGGUGCCCUACAUGACUUUAAUAAUCCACAAGCUCAGAGUUUACUGCAAAAUGAUAACCCACUUCAAUCGCCUCCUCAACCAGCACCAGUCCAGAUGAACGCUCCCGCUCCAGCAGCUGCUGCAAGCCCAGCAGCAUCCCCAGCAUCACCUCCAGUUGAGAUGAGAGACUACCCAUACAGAUGUCGUCCAGUAUUAUACUACGACUUCGACAAGAUGUGCUCAGGAACUGUGUACGAUGAAUCUGGAAUGGGUAACAAUGGCAAAGUCCAGGGCAGAAUCCUUACUGAGGGAGGAUUACUAGAUGACAAUGGUCUCGAUCUCUCAGAAGGUUUCAUUCAACUCGAUGGAAGAGGGUUUAAGGGCAAGCCAACCAAAGCAGUUACGAUUGCAGCGUGGGUCCAUAUUAAAGACAUGAGUACGCCAAAUGUCCACGAGAUCUUCGUGACAGAAUCCCCAGGAAUCCAGAACGACCAAAAGAAAGGACAGUAUCACUUCGAGAUUUUAGACAAGGGAAAGAUUCGUUUCUUCCAAAGAAACUACGACAAAACUGUCUACGGAAGAACCACCAAACGAGUGAUCCUUCCCAACCGCUGGGUUCACAUUGCAGGCACAUACAACCCUGGCUCAAGAGAAGCUACCAUAUAUGUCAACGGUGAACGAAUCACUGAAUAUGAACAAACAGACCCACAAGAAACAGAUGCUCUGAGUACAGACUGGAGUGAUGUGGCCCAUAUUGGCUCACAUUAUGGAUCGAACCAAACGCUCCGCAAAUUCAAGGGAGCAUUAGAUGAGUUCUAUAUUUUCCCCUGUAACCUGGGUACAAGUGAAAUCAAGACUCUGAUGGAGACUCACAAGAUUCCAAACCCUAAAACUCCAUUCCAAGGAGUAAAACGCAUGGUAUGGCGCAACGUCCCCGGUCAUACAAUCAGCGAUCUCGCGUUGUCUAAAGGUUAUCCUAACAACCCUACAGAAGUCAGUAUCAUUCCAAGCUUUAGUGCUCCAGAGAAUGACGGCAGUGAUUAUGGCAGCCGAAUCAGUGGCUACUUCGUGGCUCCAUACUCGGGCUUGUACUCAUUCACUCUAACUGGUGAUGAUGAAGCGGAGUUAUUCUUUAGUGAGAAUGCUUCUCCAAAAGACAAGGACUUGAUUGCUGCCGUGAAGACCCAGGAUUAUCAAUCACAGAGUCCGGCAACACAGAAGUCAGUAAGCUUUCCCCUCGAGGCUGGCAAACACUACUGGUUGGAAGCACUCCACAAGCAGGGCAAGUCCCGUGACGCUCUAAAAGUAGGAUACAAUCUGGAAUGCCCGAAUGCGCCAUCGUCUGUAAUUCAACGAGCUGUCAUCCCUCCGAGGAGCUUGCAGUACCAGAUGCCAAGGAGUUGUGCUGACAUCAAAAAGGCAUGGUCGGGAUACAAUGACGAUGAAUACGCUAUUCAGAUAAGUCCUUCGUGUGAACCUGUCCGUCUGUAUUGUUACGGCAUGAAAACGGAAACACCUUUGGAAUACAUCACACUGGAAGCUGGUCCUGACAGGAACUAUGCAGCCUUCCACAGAGAAAGACUAUUGAACUACCAGUCCUGCUCUGGAAAAACCAAUCCUCAACCUGCGCUAACUGAGAAAUAUUGGGGCAAGUCAAGAUUCUACAAGGUUCGUGUCGAUCCAACAACCGGGCUACUUGAACGUGAUGAUUACAGGUUCGCCGACAUUCAAGGCAACCCGGUCCGUUAUGGUCGUGCAGGAGACUGUUACUCUGCCUCGACCUCGUGCCACAAGGGACGAUUCCAAAUCGAUUUGACAGGGACAGGACUGCGCUUGCGCAGAGAUAGUGCAUGGGUACCGUGGGGUACUCCCAGAAUCUCACCGAAUGUUUUGAACUACCGCCAGUCUCCUGAUGGUGCGAUGGUAUAUGGAGAAUGUGGAGGGUCUUGCGGUGGAUGUCAGCCAAAGAAUUCAAAGUUAUUCGUUGAGCCAUCUCAGUGUUUACAAACUCCAACCAGAGCAAUGAUUCGUGGAAAAAUCCCAAAGAGUAAGACCGAUAACAUUCACUUUAAAAAGUCCCACAUUACAAGGUACUUUCAUUCACAACCUGGGUUAGAUGAAAGCGAAAUGGAAGUGAUUGGCCAUAUUGACAGGAAACGACGAAGCAGCCAGGACAUUAACCAACCAAUGUUGCAGAAAAUAAGAAAAUUUAAACAACGCUUAGCAAGAGGUUAUUAAUUCCAAAACAGAAAAAUUUUUUUAGGUUAUAUUAUUUAACAAAAUAUUUUUGUGAAAAAAGACAUUUAUUAGUUUUUAAGAGUUAAUCCCAAAACUAAGAACACUGCCUCGAAGUAAUGACAGUAAGUGUUCAAAGGGGUUUGAAAAUUCAGAUUUAACUCCUGGCUUGACAGUCAGUCGUACAUUAAGAUAACUUUGUACAAAGUUAUGAUACUACAGGGAUGACAAUGCAGAUUUAAUUCACAUUAUCAGUCAUAUGUAUCUAGUAUGUGCAAAAUCGUAAAUGUAAAUGUAAAUCAUACAUGUAAAAUGUAAUAUGCAUUACAUAUGAUAAUGUACUUUGAAGAUCUAAGACUGUCCAAAUUGGUCAUAACAUGGCAUAUUGCAUAUACUGGGGCAUUAAGACAGAUUUCAAUGUUCCAUGUACAUACAUAUUUUUUGUCCUUGGACAUAGCUUGAGAAACUAGAUAACACAGUCAACGAAUCUAGAUGUCAAGGAGGGUAUAUUUAUUACCCUAAUAUAAUGAAUUCACCCAAGGGUUGUUUUAUUGUCCAGAGUCUGAUUAUUAUAACAGUCACUUCACUAUAUGUACUCUGAUGAGUUCAAAAGUGCAAGUCGGCUACAAGAGGCUGGUGCUGUCUGUGUCUGUGCAGAUGAUUCAUUUAUUUCAUUAGUAUUAUACAUCCACCUUAUAUCGGUUUUCAUAAUUAUGUGACCCACACAACUAGCUUUAAUUUGAGUCGCCUGGGUUUUUGACUUACGUCAAUCAAAUCUUCAAUCCAGUCUCAGUUCAUAAUUGUUUGAUUGAGGGAAGUCAAAACCCCAGACAACUUGGGGUUAAGUCGGUUGCAUAAUUUGGAAAAUUAUGAGGUUGACUAUGUUUAUCUAUUUUUCAAUAUCAACGUUCGCAGACAUGCAAGAAAGCAGUCUAGAGGUUCCUAACCUGUUAUGGUACUACUAAUAUACAUAAUUAGAUUCAAAUUAAAGAGUUAGCACAUAUAAAUAGCAUUUUUCUCUCUUACUCUACCUCUUAACUUAUAUAUAACUCGUAAGUCUACCAUAAUAUAAUAAUUGUAUAUGCAAGCUUGUGGAACAGUAAAUUGCCUUUGAAAUAUUGGGAUGGUUGUAUGGCUUUACAGUGAUAUGGUAUACAUGUAGUAACAAGUGUGGUAGAUACAUUAGAAUUAAAAGAAAUAAAUACAGUAGAUAUUUGUUUGUUUAUAAAACAUUGGACUUUCAGGUAUUUAAUCAUUGUAAUUCUCUAUGAGAAUUUGGAGAAAGAAUAAAAUCAAGUCUAGAAAUG
Molecule: messenger RNA, 15254 nt
Organism: Actinia tenebrosa (Australian red waratah sea anemone)
Lineage: Eukaryota; Metazoa; Cnidaria; Anthozoa; Actiniaria; Actiniidae
Molecular function (GO): metalloendopeptidase activity; protein binding; zinc ion binding
Source: RefSeq, a predicted model, not a curated record